Molecule: messenger RNA, 1956 nt
Organism: Onychostruthus taczanowskii (white-rumped snowfinch)
Lineage: Eukaryota; Metazoa; Chordata; Aves; Passeriformes; Passeridae
Gene: LRRC4
Product: leucine rich repeat containing 4
Exons: 1
Coding region: 1-1956 (651 amino acids)
Biological process (GO): postsynaptic density protein 95 clustering; excitatory synapse assembly; modulation of chemical synaptic transmission
Cellular component (GO): postsynaptic density membrane; glutamatergic synapse; plasma membrane
Molecular function (GO): protein binding
Source: RefSeq, a predicted model, not a curated record
AUGAAGCUCUUGUGGCAGGUAACUGUGCACCACCUCCGCCGCCGCCACCGCACCUGGCCGGGGCUCCUGGCCGCCUCCCUGACCCUGCACGCGUGGCUCCUGGCCACGGCCGCCGCCUCGCCGGGCCCCCAGAGCUGCCCCUCCGCGUGCUCCUGCAGUAACCAGUUCAGCAAGGUGGUGUGCACCCGCCGCGGCCUGGCCGAGGUGCCCCCCGGCAUCCCCUCCAACACCCGCUAUCUCAACCUCAUGGAGAACAACAUCCAGAUGAUCCAGGCGGACACCUUCCGCCACCUGCACCACCUGGAGGUGCUGCAGCUGGGCAGGAACGCCAUCCGGCAGAUCGAGGUGGGCGCCUUCAACGGCCUGGCCAGCCUCAACACCCUGGAGCUCUUCGACAACUGGCUGACGGUGAUCCCCAGCGGGGCCUUCGAGUACCUGUCCAAGCUGCGGGAGCUGUGGCUGCGCAACAACCCCAUCGAGAGCAUCCCCAGCUACGCCUUCAACCGCGUGCCCUCCCUCAUGCGCCUCGACCUGGGCGAGCUCAAGAAGCUCGAGUACAUCUCCGAGGGCGCCUUCGAGGGCUUGUACAACCUCAAGUACCUCAACCUGGGGAUGUGCAACAUUAAGGACAUGCCCAACCUGACGCCCUUGGUGGGCCUGGAGGAGCUGGAGAUGUCGGGCAACAACUUCCCCGAGAUCAAACCGGGCUCCUUCCACGGGCUCAAAUCCCUCAAAAAGCUCUGGAUUAUGAACUCGCAGAUCAACCUGAUCGAGCGCAACGCCUUCGACGACCUGACGGCGCUGGUGGAGCUCAACCUGGCCCACAACAACCUGUCGUCCCUGCCCCACGACCUGUUCGCCCCGCUGCGCUACCUGGUGGAGCUGCACCUGCACCACAACCCCUGGGACUGCGACUGCGACAUCCUCUGGCUGUCGUGGUGGCUGCGGGAGUACAUCCCCACCAACUCCACCUGCUGCGGCCGCUGCCACGCCCCGCUGCACAUGCGGGGCCGCUUCCUGGUGGAGGUGGACCAGACCUCCUUCCAGUGCUCGGCGCCCUUCAUCAUGGACGCGCCCGCGGACCUCAACAUCUCGGAGGGGCGCGUGGCCGAGCUGCGCUGCCGGACGCCCUCCAUGUCCUCGGUGCGGUGGCUGCUGCCCAACGGGACGGUGCUGAGCCACGCCUCGAGCCACCCGCGCCUCUCCGUGCUCAACGACGGCACCCUCAACUUCUCGCACGUGCUGCUGACCGACACCGGCCUCUACACCUGCAUGGUGACCAACGUGGCCGGCAACUCCAACGCCUCGGCCUUCCUCAACGUCAGCACGGCCGAGCUCAACACCUCCAACUACAGCUUCUUCACCACCGUCACGGUGGAGACCACCGAGAUCUCCCCCGAGGACGUGUCCCCCAAGUUCACCAAGCCCGUGCCCACCACCUCGACGGGCUACCAGCCGGCCUACACCACCACCACCACCGUGCUGGUGCAGACCACGCGCCCGCCCAAGCAGGUGGCCGUGCCCACGGCCGACGCCGGCGACAAGCUGCAGACCAGCCUGGACGAGGUGAUGAAGACCACCAAGAUCAUCAUCGGCUGCUUCGUGGCCGUGACGCUGCUGGCCGCCGCCAUGCUCAUCGUCUUCUACAAGCUCCGCAAGCGCCACCAGCAGCGCAGCACCGUCACCGCCGCCCGCACCGUGGAGAUCAUCCAGGUGGACGAGGACAUCGCGCCGGCCACCGCGGCCACGCCCGCGGCCGCCCCGGCCGGGGAGGGGGCCGUGGUGCUGCCCAACAUCCACGAGCACCUCAACUACAACACCUACAAGGCCGGACACGGCGCCCACUGGACAGAGAACGCGCUGGGCAACUCCCUGCACCCCCCCGGGACCACCCUGGCCGACCCCUAUUUAAUCCAGACCCACCCCAAGGAGAAAGUUCAGGAAACCCAGAUAUGA